AUGGCCGGCGCCCCCCUUCAACUUCUCUUUCUCCUCUUAUCGUUCUUCAUUUUUUCAGAUUCAUCAUCCUUGAGCCACGGCCUCAAAAUCGGGAUCAAUUACGGCCAGAUCGCUAGUAACCUCCCUGCCCCCUCGCGCGUGGCCCACCUCCUCUCGUCCCUCAACGUCACUCGUGUCAAGCUCUACGACGCGGAUCCCACCGUCCUCUCCGCCUUUGCGGGCUCCAACGUGGAGUUCAUCAUCGGGCUCGGCAAUGAGCACCUCCAGCGCAUGACCGACCCAGCCCAGGCCCAAAUAUGGGUCCAGCAAUACGUGAGGCCUCACUUCCCUGCCACCAGGAUCUCAUGCAUCACCGUGGGCAACGAGGUUCUCACGGGCAACAACACCCAACUAAAGUCCUUCCUCCUGCCGGCCAUGCAGAACGUGAACACGGCCAUCCAGAGCUCGGGACUAGGCAACGACAUAAAGUUGUUUGUGGGAGGCAAUGCAUAUUUUGAAGGUGAAUGA
Messenger RNA from Striga hermonthica, 507 nucleotides. The record is from the annotation of a GenBank genome assembly. Lineage: Eukaryota; Viridiplantae; Streptophyta; Magnoliopsida; Lamiales; Orobanchaceae.